This is a messenger RNA of Metarhizium brunneum ARSEF 3297, 1728 nucleotides long. The record is from RefSeq and is a predicted model, not a curated record. Lineage: Eukaryota; Fungi; Ascomycota; Sordariomycetes; Hypocreales; Clavicipitaceae.
AUGGAGGACAUGACAUGCGGCUCUGUUCCUGUUCAAGUGGAUGAGGUUUCGCUAUGGCCACCGACAAAAGCCCAGCUGCAGAACCCCAAGGCAAACGCUUACUCCUGGACUGAAGAGCGUGGCGUUCGCUUGACCAUUAAUGAAACCCAGUUGGUGGGGAGCGAUGGGCGGCUGCUGCUCUCUCUAGAAGGUAUGCGAUGUGUUGCCUAUGAGGCCGCUGUUCCUCAGAUCCGCAGGACUGUCCUGAAGGAGCAGCCUUUUAUGAAGAUGGGCUGGAACGUAGACAUCGACAGUCACAUCAGCAAGCCCUGUGAAGUCUGUCGGUCUCGCGGACCUGGUGGCCUUGGCUCCCUGGAAGAGCCCUGGCCUACGGAACUGAUCAACUACACCGCAACCGCGACGUCUAAGCCUGGGUUGGAAGCCCUCGAGGACACUAUUGCUGGGUUUGAUCACGCGACUGCUAUAAACGUUGAUCCGUCGCUGGAGCUCGAAGCACAGGGGCUGAAAGCAGGCCAAUUCGAUCUCAUCAUUCCAGGCACUCUGACCGGUUCCUCAAAACUUGCCUCGUUGCUCGCCCCGGGUGGCCGCAUCGUGCCUGACCAAUACACAUUGUCGUCGCUCGGAAAAGACUUCUCCAUCUUGAACCUGUCCAACGGCUUCGCCAUUGCCACAGCCGUGGCAGAACAGAAGACAAGCGGCAUCAACGGCGUCCGUACAAGGUCUAUCGCCAUUAUCUACCGUAACAAGCCGACCGAAAUUCCCUGCAAACUGGUAAAGGCAUGCAAUGCGCUUGGAUCCUCGCGACUCGCCCGAUUAGCCGACGCUAGCAUUGCUACUUCAGAACAUGUGGUAGUUACCUGCGACCUAGAGGGGCCGCUUCUGUUGGAACUGGAGCCUAACGAGCUUGCCGGAUUGCAGAAUAUUGUCUCCAACACCUCUUCCGUUACUUGGGUCACCUCGGGUGGGCUCAUGAAGGGGGCCACGCCGGAGCAGGCCAUGGCGUCUGACGUCCCUCGCUCGGUGACGUCUGAGAUGGCUUCCCUUGAUUUCACUACUUUGGAUCUGGACCUAGGCAACCCGACGACGUAUUGUGCCAUUAACGAGAUUGACAAGGAGUCGGAAUACUGCCUCGCCGAUGGGCUGGUGUACAUAAGUCGGCUCGUGCCUGACGCUACGCUCGACCAAGAAUACGGGCCACAGAAUUCUAUUCCCAAGGCCACGCCGUUUAAGCCCUCUGAUGAGUUGGUAGCCACGGCCAAAGCAGUAAAGGUGACAUUCUCUCAUGAUGAACAUGACCACCGGACCGUUGGAGCCAACCAAAUCCAAGUUCAAGUCAUGCUGUCUGGUGUCAACAAGGAGGACGUUCUUGUCAUGGAGGGUGCUGACUCACUCACCACAUUUUCGCAUGAAAUCUAUGGAGCUGUCGUGCAGAAAGGGGUUAAUGUUGAGGACAUUAAUGUCGGAGACCGUGUGUUCGGCUUCAGUGCUGACAGACUGGCCACGUUCCAGACCGUCUCGGCGAGCGUGGUGCAGAAGGUUGAACAAGGCGAUGUCCUGGAAGAACUUGUGACGUUACCACUUGCCUAUGCUACCGCAAUACAUGGGCUGACGACCCUCGCGAGAGUUGAGGCAGGGGAAAUUGUCUUGAUUCUCCACGGGACUGGAGAUGGUGGUGCUGCCACCAUCACCACCAGCAAGAAAACAAAGGCACAGACUUGCGUUCAGUAG